Messenger RNA from Protobothrops mucrosquamatus (brown spotted pit viper), 375 nucleotides. RefSeq names its product probable C-mannosyltransferase DPY19L4. The record is from RefSeq and is a predicted model, not a curated record. Gene Ontology annotation, cellular component: nuclear inner membrane. NCBI's taxonomy places the organism in Eukaryota, Metazoa, Chordata, Lepidosauria, Squamata, Viperidae. Gene Ontology annotation, molecular function: mannosyltransferase activity. The transcript is spliced from 4 exons. The annotation marks the transcript as partial.
AACGACAAAGACAAACAACCCAAACGAUCCCUAAAAUAUGUCUUAAUUCCACAUUUUACAAAGCUUUUCUUUGGCUGCAUUACAGCAAUCAUAAGUGGAAUGAUGUAUGCCAUAUACCUUUCAACAUACCAUGAACGCAAAUUCUGGUUUUCUGGUAGGCCGGAACUUGAACGAGAAAUCACAUUUCAAGGUGACAGUGCCAUUUACUAUUCAUUUUACAAAGAACUGUUAAAAGCCUCCUCUUUUAAAAAAGGCAUUCAUCAACUUAUUCAUGACAACAGGACCCUGUCACUAAAAACAAUGAAUACUGUACGACAGAUGACUUUGUACCCGGAAUUGAUCGCCAGCGUUUUAUAUCAGGCAUCCGGCAGUGAA